AUUGCGGGGAGAUUAGUCGUCUGUCAUCUCCCUAACAGUGCUCUAGGAUGACUGUGUCAGUAGCUGCCCCUAUUCUAAAUGAGUACUUGUUGAAAUAUUGAAGAUAGACUUUAAAUGUAAUUUCCUUUUUCAAGUCAUGGUAAAAUUGCUUUACAUUUUUCUUGUCAAAAUGCCUUACCACUAAAUGUAGCAAAGGAAUGUAUCCCUCAUUUCCAAGUCUUUCUUCACAUUGGCCAGUAGUCUGAUGCUCUUCAAGCAUAUAUUUGGAAAAAUACAUCCAGAGGUGCAUCAAGCAAAGUGCAUUUUUUUAGUGCAGUUGUCAUUUUUUUUGCACGAUGCAGCAAGUGCACUAGUUUCGGAGAAAUGACUACAACUCCAAACACAUUUUGCCACAUAUCCUAUGCAAUUGUCUGUUUGGCUACAUUUCUUGUGUUUGCAAGUGCUCUGCACUUAUUGAUGCUUGGCACAACGCAGCAGAGCUCGAUUUACAACUUUAAUGAACGUGGUUUAAGUGCAACUAACUGUGGGGAAAUUGCAGCAGCUGAACUUGUAACGUAAAUGAGCCCUACGAGAUGCAUGUCUAACCCUAUCUUUCUCACCAUCCAAUUUCCCUUCUUUUUAAUAAAUGUCUUAGCUAGUGGUAACAAUGAUAUUACAUUUAUUUACUCUUCUUUAAUUUAUCCCUCACUGCGGUAAAUGGAGACCUAAUGGAAUAACAUCACUGGUAAAGGCACCUCCAAAUGAACUUGCAGACACUGUUGUUUUCUGUUGUGGUACCACAAGUUUUAGAUUAUUUAGCAAUAAAACAAGCUGAAUAUGAAUGAAUGAAUAGCUUUGUGCCCCCCUGCUAGUUGGAAUGUGGAAUCUGUUGUGUAGUUUUGACGUUCAGUUGCCUGCUUCUGCUGAUCUGGUAAACCAGAGAGAGGAGGGGAGGGGGGGUUACUGCAGCUAUGAGAUUGUCAGCUGGUCUCUGUACUUCCGAUCCUGUGAGGAGGAGGAGGAGGAGCAGCUGUGACAGAGCCUGCUGUAAAUGAGAGAGCACUGUAGCAGCUGAUUUUGCCUGGCUUAGCUCGUGAUGGGAAGCAAUCCUCUGCUAAAGCACCCUGGACCCACUGAUAUUUCUAAAGUGCUAGGGGGAAAGGGAAGGCCAGACUGACGUGCUUUCAGUGCUGGUAUGAGCUGCCAGUCUAGCUCUCUUAAGUGCGGCCACCUUCUGGUUGACCCUCCUACUCCUUAUAUGUGCUGAUCCGGAUGUAGACGCGUUAGGGGCAGAUGCCUUCUUCCUCUUCAAAGGAUUGGCCCUGACAGGUUCCUGUGCAUCUUCAGCAUCCCCCGCCUCUUCGGAUGCGCAGGCUUCGUUCACCUCCACUUCUUCCUUUUCCUGCCUGCAACAGACUAGGCUCUGGCAAUGGCCUCCACUCAUCUUUCCUUCUUGAGCCAGUCCAACAUCUCUUCAGGGCUCUGCUGUAGAGUCGCCACCGCUUGAGCAAAUUUUGAAAGCAUCUUGACACGCUGGGAGUCUCAAGAUCUGUCCCUAUUCCAAGCUGGCUCUUACAGAAACUAAUAUGGAAAGAGGAAGAGGACAGAGGGAAGGUGCCGGUGUAAGCCGUAAUAUUUACCCACAGCAGUACAGCUAUCCUUCAUCACAGAGUUUAGAGAUACAAGAGCUUGCAUCUAAACGAGUAGAUAUUCAGAAGAAAAGGUUUUACCUGGAUGUAAAGCAGAGUGCAAGAGGACGUUUCUUAAAGAUAGCAGAAGUCUGGAUUGGAAGAGGAAGGCAAGACAAUAUCAGGAAAAGCAAGCUGACUUUGUCUUUGUCUGUAGCUGCUGAAUUAAAAGACUGUUUAGGUGACUUUAUAGAGCACUAUGCUCAUCUGGGACUGCGUAGCAGUCAUGCACAGAGGAGUGAACAUGGAAGUGACAAAGAACAUGAACCUAGAAGAAGACCACACCCAUCUUCCCCUUCUGGAUCUGUAGGAUCAGAAGAACCCAUGACACACAGUGUUCUAAAAACUGAAUAUAUUGAAAGGGACAACAGAAAAUAUUACCUUGAUCUUAAAGAGAACCAGCGAGGUCGUUUUUUACGUAUUAGGCAAACAAUGACAAGAGGUCCUGGAAUGAUUGGUUAUUUUGGUCAGAGUUUAGGCCAGGAGCAAACUAUAGUUUUGCCAGCGCAAGGGAUGAUUGAAUUUAGAGAUGCUUUGGUCCAACUUAUUGAAGACUACGGAGAAGGAGACAUAGAGGAAAGAAGAGGUGGGAAUGAAGAACCUCCUGAGCUUCCAGAAGGAACUUCUUUCAGGGUAGACAACAAAAGGUUUUACUUUGAUGUGGGCUCCAACAGAUAUGGCAUUUUCUUAAGAGUAAGUGAAGUUAGGCCGCCUUAUCGCAACACAAUUACUGUCCCUUAUAAAGUCUGGACUAGAUUUGGGGAUAAUUUUGUUAAGUAUGAAGAAGAGAUGAGAAAAAUUUACAACAGCCAUAAAGAAAAGAGAAUGGAUGCACGUGUGGACAGCAGUGAAGAGCAAGAGUGUCCUGAAUAAAACAUUUGUAAAAGCACUUUAACAUUUUACAUGUCUUUUAUUUGGAGACAAAUGCAGGCUUUCAAAAGGAUUUUCCGUUUUGUUGUUGUUUUUUUUUUUUAGCUGUGUGUCAUUCAAGAGUCUGGUAUGUAUAAACUACAACAGAAACACACAAGUGAGUAUACCAGCCUCCUUAGAGCUACUUCAGUAGAUUCAAGACUAUAGAAGUAUGUUUUUGAUCAGCACAAAAAGUUCAACACGUAAAUACCUUAGGUAAGGCUUGAAUUGCACUAUCAAAUCUAAUUCCUUUAUAUCUAUAUUUCUACCUGUAUAGAUAUAUUCUACACGUACAGAAAGAAUUAUUAUCUCAAAUUACUUUUGCUGUAUGUAUUUGGUUUGAAAAGAAAAGCUUUGCCAAGCUUAUUAUAUACUGGGCAUUUAAUACUGUGAAUGUAUAGGAAAUGCAUUUACAUUUUUAAAAAGAUGAAAUAUACGAGUUUAAGUAGCUGCUGGAUACUGUAUCAAACUGUCAGAGUGACAGUAUAGGAAGCUGGACUGUGGGUGUUUUAGUGCUCGGCUGUUUACGAUGUUUAUAGCCAAGGAAUAUAUAUAUAAAUAUAUAAACAUCUCAUUAUGAUAUAAGCUAUUUAAAUGUAUGAUUACAGAUAAACAGUUGGGAAAAAUGGGAGGAUAAAAAGAGCCUUUACCUUUUUUAAAUCACAGUGUUGCCUUCAGAUUUAUAAAUAUUGCAGAGGUAAAAUAAGGUAAGACAAGUGACAUUUCUUGGUUAUGGCUCAAGAACAAAAAUGUUCUCUUUUUUUCACAACUGUUCUCUAAAUAUUGGUGCACCUACCUGUAGGUCUGUUCUAAGCUGAUGAUUUGUUUAAACUCAGAAUAUCUAUUUGUGCUGGGUUCUGAUUAAAAAAAAAAUGGCAGUUGCUAUGAUUAGAUGUUUAAUAGUAGUGUGGUGCAGCAUCCUAUAGCAAAAAAUAUGAAUGGGUAAAGAUAUUGGAUCCACAAUAACAAUGAGAGAGGGUUCUCAUUAGUAUUAGUGAACAACAAAAUCAUAUAAAAUUUGCCCUUACCAGUGUAUUUUUUUGCACAAUGGUUGCUGAAUUUGUAUGUUGGUGUAGAAGCACUGAAAAGUUUUAUUUUGUUAAAAAAAAAUAUAUAUAAAUAUAGAUAUAUAUAUAUGCCAUUAGUGUUAAUUUCAUUAGUUAAAUGAAACAAUAUAUAUAUAUGUAUAAAAUAAUUAUGCAUGUAAGGAAUACCCAGAAAGUUACUUUUAGUGCAGUUAAUAAGUGGGGUACACAGUUUGUAUCACUGAAUGCAUUUGCUGCUAAUCUCAGUGCCUGUAGUAAGGGGGAAAAAUAAUCACACAGCGCAUUUGGUGAAUGAAUGUAACUGCUACUAUCAUUUAAGUUAGGCAUUAUCAAUAAGGACAAUCUGUGACCAAGAGCUGGAAUUAUUAAAGGACCAAUAAUGCCAGCAUUUGAAAUGCCUUAAAAGCAUUCACAGUUGGGACAGGUUUACUAAAAUUCACAAAAAAAAAAAAUUUACGACCUUUUUCCUGCUUUGUCAGGGAAACCAUGGUUUUCUGAUUAUUUACUUUUAUUAGUUUUUAGUUUUCGUUUGUUCAAAAUCAUGCAACAAAACAUUUUUGCACCCAGGGAAAAUUUUUGAUCAGAAUUUUCACCCAACACAAAAAUAAUGUUGGGUACUUUUCAGAUUAAUAUUAUGAUAGAAUUUUGGCAGGCUUGUUGUAGUUUUAAUCAUAGGAUAAAAUAUAGGUGAAAAGCACUGAGGGAAAGCUGGAAAAUGCUUUAGUAAGUAGUGCAAUACACAUUUACAUAUACAAAUUGUCAUAUUUAAGAACAAAGGGGAAUUUUUAGAAAUUUUACAAAUACUCACAGUUUAAAAACUUGUUUUUAGUAAUUCAUUUAGUGGAAACAAUUAACCUUUAGUAAAUAUGCCCUAUAAUGUGUAAUUUUGAAAGCAUGAUAUUUCCUUAGCAUGAUAUUUGUAUACCACUGUAUACAGCGUAUUAAGUUCUUGUAGUUUUCUGUUGGCUUUUGGCAGUUUAAGAAUAAAUAUUUGUAAGGCU
This is a messenger RNA of Xenopus tropicalis (tropical clawed frog), 4623 nucleotides long. RefSeq names its product purine-rich element binding protein G (gene purg). The transcript is spliced from 2 exons. Lineage: Eukaryota; Metazoa; Chordata; Amphibia; Anura; Pipidae. The record is from RefSeq and is a predicted model, not a curated record. The coding region runs from base 1566 to 2540 and encodes 324 amino acids.